CCAGUUUGGAAGAGUUUGCUUGUUUUGGAUUCCAAUAAAAAUCUUGUUCUCGGAGUUUAUCUUCUCCAAACUGGAAAUUAAGUUGGUGGUGACAGUUGGUGUGCUACUUUCAGAACUGUAGCUUUUGGUUUGUGUUGGAGUGAUCUGAAGCCGUGGCUAAGUUAAAAGAAUACGUUAUGGGAGAGGAGGUGCCCCUCAAAGUUGAUCAAGAGCCUGCACCUGUUGAAGAAAAAGAAAAGGAAGAAGAGGAUGAGGAGCUAGCUCGAAAUGGUGUAGCUGAAGGGAAGGUUGUGAUCCCACCUCCUCCUGAUCAGAACAAGAACGCUCCUCCAGUUCAUGAGAUUGAAGGGAAGUUUGUGAUCCCACCUCCUCCUGAUCAGAACAAGACCGCUCCUCCAGUUAAGGAGAAAAUAGCAGAUACUGUUGAGAAAAGUUCGGAGGGUGCAAUUGAUAGAGAUGCAGUGCUUGCACAGGUGACAACUGAGAAAAGGUUGGCUUUAAUUAAAGCAUGGGAAGAGAGCGAAAAAACGAAAGUAGAGAAUAAGGCUUAUAAAAAUCUGUCUGCCGUUGGAUCAUGGGAAAAUAGCAAGAAAGUAUCUGUAGAAGCACAAUUGAAGCAGAUUGAGGAAAAAUUCGAUAAAAAGAAGGUAGAAUAUGCUGAGCAAAUGAAAAACAAAAUUGCUGAGCUCCACAAGGCAGCAGAAGAAAGGAGGGCGACAAUCGAAGCCAAACGAAGAGAAGAUUUCCUUAAGGUAGAGGAGAUGGCUAAAAAGUUCCGCUCUAAUGGAUAUACACCAAAGAAAUUUCUUGGAUGCUUCAGCUUUUAAGGUUACUAAUUAAGCAAGAGCACAGAACAAAUAAAGAAAAGUAUUUUGGAGUUUAGUUUUCCUUUUUAAUUUCUUCUUUGGCUUGGUUUUUUUUUUUUUUUUUCCUUAUCAUAUGAUAAUACUACAGAGUAUGUCUUUGUUAUAUGUAUAAAAUACAAUAUAAAAUAAAGGGCUAUGAAUAUAAUCAAUUAACAUUGUCUCUUCCA
This is a messenger RNA of Quercus lobata, 1033 nucleotides long. Its product is annotated as remorin-like. Lineage: Eukaryota; Viridiplantae; Streptophyta; Magnoliopsida; Fagales; Fagaceae. The transcript has 6 exons. Bases 177 to 827 code for a protein of 216 amino acids. The record is from RefSeq and is a predicted model, not a curated record.